This is a messenger RNA of Auxenochlorella protothecoides, 1245 nucleotides long. RefSeq names its product Zinc transporter ZIP1. NCBI's taxonomy places the organism in Eukaryota, Viridiplantae, Chlorophyta, Trebouxiophyceae, Chlorellales, Chlorellaceae. The record is from RefSeq and is a predicted model, not a curated record. Bases 1 to 1245 code for a protein of 414 amino acids. Gene Ontology annotation, molecular function: zinc ion transmembrane transporter activity. Gene Ontology annotation, cellular component: membrane. Gene Ontology annotation, biological process: zinc ion transmembrane transport. The transcript has 3 exons.
AUGCUGGGCAGGCUAGAGUUCAAUGCCUUGGCAGCCUUCACCCUGGCAAUAACCGCAUUGAUAGGUGCCUACCUGCCCGUGCUGCUUUCCUCCCGCGACAAGCAAAGAGGCGGUUCUGGGCGCAGCCUGGGCUAUGUCCUGGGCAACAUGCUCAGCGCGGGGGUCAUGGUGAGUGCCGGCUUCUGCCACCUCCUGGGCGACGCGCUGGAGCAGAUGCCGGCCAUGGACUUCCCCCUGGCCCCCUUCCUCUGCGGCGUCGGCUUCCUUCUCACCCUCCUCUGCGACGCGGCCGUGGUGCACGCCUCCUCCGGCCCGGUCCCCGGCUGCCAUGGCGCCGGGCUGGUCGGCGGGGCGGCGGCCCGGAGCGAUGGCGAUCUGGGGCUGGACCCGGAGGCGCAGGUGGACCCCGCGCGGCGGCGACGGCAGCAGCGGCAGGGCCCGGCGUCGGAGGGCACGGCGGACGGGGUGCAGCACCCCACACCGCGGGCGCACCCGGCCCUCUCGCAGCGGGGGCCCCACGCCAAGCCGGGCGGCGUGGACACCGGGCCGGCGCCCAAGGAUGGCGGGGCGGGCUCGCCACUGCCGGCGUCGCCCGCCGCGCCGCGCCGGCCCCCGGACACCUCCCCCUUCGAGCUGGAGGCGGGGGGCGGGCAGGCGGGGCCGCCGCGCGGCGCAGCCUUCGGCGCCGGCGACGGCGAGCCCGCCGCGCACGAGGCGGCGCCGCUGCUGUCGCACGCGGCCGGCCCCGACGGCGCGGGCUCGUCGGUCCUGCCCGCCGCGCCCAAGCGGCGCGGCGGGCACAGCGUGACCUUUGCGACGGCCAUCCUGCUGGGCGUCGCGCUGUGCUUCCACAGCGUGCUGGAGGGCGCGGCCAUGGGCGCACAGGCCACCGUCAGCGCCUCCAUGCACAUCUUCAUCGCCGUGGUGUCGCACAAGGGCCUGGCCGCCUACGCGCUGGGCUCCAGCGUGGUCGACUCCGACGUCUCCCCCGCCCGCUUCUGGAGCGUGGUGGGACCCUUCACCCUGGCCUCCCCGCUGGGCAUCUUCGUGGGGUAUGUGGUGUCGGACCUGGCGGCGGGGACGGGGGCCGCCUCCAUUUCCUCCAUGGCCGCCGGCACCUUCCUCUACGUCGCCUUCAUGGAGGUCAUCCCCAAGGAGCUGGACGACAAGGCGCACACCCUCCUGAAGCUGGCUGCGCUGGCGACGGGGUACGGCCUCAUGUCCGUGCUCGCCAUCUGGGCCUGA